UUGUCCCUCUAAGUUUUGUGUCACAAGUAUAUUUCUCUUUUCCUCCGAAGACUCUUUCAAAUGCACAUAUACGAAUCUGGCAAAUGCUCCGCUCAAUACUCUAAAGCUUCAGAAGAGUGAUUCAAAACAGCAGUAUCCUCAUUCCUGGUUUAUUUCGUACUUUGAUUCUCUCUUGUUCUUCACAAGAUUCUAAGUGGCUCUGAAUUUGAUUGCAUAGGCAGAUCUUUCCGCCUGAGAUGGGGAAGAAGGGUGGAGGUGGUUGGUUCUCGUCGGUAAAGAAAGCUUUCAAGUCUUCUUCUAAGGGCUCGCCGGUGCCAGAGAGGAAGAAGGAAGAUGAAGUGAAAUGGCAACAUGAAGCACCCGAGGUUGUGUUGUUUGAGCAUUUUCCUGCAGAGAGUUCUCCUGAUGAUAUUACCAAUGAGGAGAGCACCACGUCGACGCCUGUGACUGAAGAUGGACGACGUGCUGUUGCUGCAGCAACUGCCGCAGCUGCCGAGGCAGCAGUUGCAGCCGCCCAAGCAGCGGCGAGAGUUGUUCAGAUGGCAGGUUAUGGACGCCAAUCUGAGGAAGAUAUAGCAGCAACAAUCAUUCAAUCAUACUACAGAGGCUACCUAGCUCGACGUGCACGGCGUGCUUUGAAGGGAUUGGUGAGACUGCAAGCGCUUGUGAGAGGUCACAAUGUGAGGAAGCAAGCGCAAAUGACAAUGCGUUGUAUGCAAGCGUUGGUGAGAGUGCAGGCCAAAGUUAGAGCUCGCAGGCUCCAGCUGACUCAUGACAAGCUUUACAAGAAUGUGAUGGAACAUGAUUUAGCGCCCAUGAGUCCCUUGUACAGGGAUGGUUGGGACAAUAGGCGUCACAGUUUCCAGAGAAUCAAUGAAAGUGACCUGUGGAAACAUGAAGAUGCAUUGAAGAGGGAGAGAGCUCUUGCUGACGCUUAUAAUUAUCAGCAACAGAACCGGUCACCGCAUCCAGGCCUGAAUCUUGGAGAAGAAAUAGAAACAUAUUCCAGUGAACUUGAACAAGCCAAGCGGGGUUGGAACUGGUUAGAGCGUUGGAUGUCCUCUCAACAAAAUCAGGCCAGGCACUUGGGGCCGCCAGAGACCUCUUAUUACAUGACCCACGCUACUACAACCACCGCCACCACCGCUGAUGACAUGUCUGAGAAGACGGUGGAAAUGGACAUUGGGAGCACCACCAUCAGGGGCCAAGGCCUUCUUCUGGACUCAAGCCCAAUUCCCAAUAGGCGGUCCAAUGACAUACAACCCCAGCCCAACACAGGCGUACCUAGCUAUAUGGCCCCAACCCAGUCUGCAAAGGCCAAGCUAAGGCUUGGUCCCGGCCCAGUCAAGCCACGUGGCUCUCCUGUGCCAGCGUGGAAUUCUUCAACAAGGAAGAGCUACGUCAUGGGGUCGGGCUGCGACUCCUCCAGCUCAGGGGGAGGAACGGCAAACUACCUGUUUAUGAGGAGCCCAGGCCCGAAAAUUGGCGGGGCUCCUCUGCAGACUAGACGGAUUGCGGGAGGAAGCUCAGAAUUUGUGGGUAGUGAGGAUUGGACACUGCCUCUGGGAGCCCAUGCUUGGGCAUGAUGUUAAUUUCUUAUAUAUAAUAAUUAUCAUCAUAAUUUCCAAAAAUUUCUAUACCCAAAAAAAAAAUUAUCAUCAUAAUAUAUUAGGACUGGAUAGGGUGGGUGGUCAAUGCGUUGUAUUUAUAGAAAUGUAAUAAUGUUCUUUGUUGUUGUGAACAAAUCAUAAAUCAAACAUUUAAAAAGGUGUUUUGUGUAAUUUUCUUUAGUUCUAGGGUGAAUCCGAGUU
Neltuma alba is the source of this 1811-nucleotide messenger RNA. RefSeq names its product protein IQ-DOMAIN 1. Lineage: Eukaryota; Viridiplantae; Streptophyta; Magnoliopsida; Fabales; Fabaceae. Bases 237 to 1586 code for a protein of 449 amino acids. Gene Ontology annotation, molecular function: protein binding. The record is from RefSeq and is a predicted model, not a curated record. The transcript is spliced from 5 exons.